This is a messenger RNA of Hevea brasiliensis (rubber tree), 587 nucleotides long. Its product is annotated as protein EMSY-LIKE 4-like. The transcript is spliced from 3 exons. Gene Ontology annotation, biological process: defense response to fungus. The coding region runs from base 120 to 383 and encodes 87 amino acids. The record is from RefSeq and is a predicted model, not a curated record. Lineage: Eukaryota; Viridiplantae; Streptophyta; Magnoliopsida; Malpighiales; Euphorbiaceae.
UGUUCCCGCCAAAAUCAUAUCCGCCGAGGGGAAAAAAACGGCUGGAGAGAAUUGAUUAAACUAUAUCAAAUAAUCCGAUUGUAUCCAUUUAACGCUCGAGCUGAAUUCCCAAUCUUUCUAUGGAUUAUCACAGCAUUAAGAACGAUCACACCGGAAGUCGUGGACAAAUCAUGAUGCGCAACAUUAACAGUACUCCAUAUGGUCAUAGUUCUGGGGCCCCAAGAGUGUCUUUGCUAGAAGAACCUUAUGCAAAGGAUGAAUUGGACAUUAAUUUUCAAAUCCACAGCAUGGAAAAAGAGGCAUACUGUUCUGUUUUGAGGGCUUUCAAUGCCCAAUCUGAUCUCCUUUCCUGGGUACUGAAGGUAAAGCCCAGCGAAUACUAAACAGAGAUUUUGGAGUUCUGAUCUGCAGUAGUGUCUAAAGUAUUCGAGGUUGUCAUCUCCUCAGCAAUCCAUGUAGAUAGGGCCCAUAUAGGUCAUAAUUUGUAUGUUGUAUAAAAUGCAUAGUUAUAGUAUUGUAAUGUAAAUUAUGAAAAUAUAAUUAAUAGGUAUGUGAUGUAAAUUAAUAAGUCAGUUAAUUCAUAUGUG